Messenger RNA from Megalops cyprinoides (Indo-Pacific tarpon), 2782 nucleotides. RefSeq names its product zinc finger protein 451 (gene znf451). Gene Ontology annotation, molecular function: sequence-specific DNA binding; DNA-binding transcription factor activity, RNA polymerase II-specific. Bases 131 to 2734 code for a protein of 867 amino acids. The transcript is spliced from 12 exons. The record is from RefSeq and is a predicted model, not a curated record. Lineage: Eukaryota; Metazoa; Chordata; Actinopteri; Elopiformes; Megalopidae. Gene Ontology annotation, cellular component: nucleus. Gene Ontology annotation, biological process: regulation of transcription by RNA polymerase II.
ACCGUCUUGCCGUUAGACACCAUUUCCCAGGGAUCAAAGCGUUGUUUGGGGGGACUGAGCUAAACUGCUUUGCUCAUUUUCGCGGCACACCAUGCAGACGGAAGCUUAAGUGAGACUGGAUGAUUGAUGGAUGAUGGCUUCCUCAGCUGCUACAGAUGAGGCCGAGGAUGAGGUGGAGUUUGUUUCUGAGGGUCCUCUCAGACCUGUACUUGAAUACAUUGACUUGCUGAGUGAUGGAGAAGAUGGAGACACACCCGUUUCAGAGACGAUAGAGGACCAGGUGGACAGGCAGAAGGCCAAAGUUGCAUCAACUCUUGACAGAUUGGCUCGCCAAGUUGCUGUAGAGAAAAAGGAAAGAGCAGAAAAGUGCAAAGCUUUUAAGGAGAAGAUGGUUACCCAGCAAGCUCAUGGCCGUCAGGAAUUGGCUUUCAGCCGGAGCAAUGGAGAGAGCCGUGAUGCCAAGCACUGUGUGGACAUGUGGUUAAAAAUGCCGGGACUAAGACCAGGUGUACUCCACACUGGCUACAGGAGGGGGCGAAGGUCCGCCCCUUGUCCCACCAACCAAUCCUCAACACACGCCUGUCCUGUUGUCAACUGCGGCCGAGUAUACGACAGUGUUCUCCUCCUGGAGGGCCACUUGAAAAGGUUUGACCACUCACCAUGUGACCCCACCAUCCUACUGAAAGGUGGCCCAUCAGAAUCCUAUGCCUGUGUUGCCUGCUCUGAACGAUUUGACACCAAAGAGUCAUGGGAGGGUCACCAGAGGUCAAAGGUGGCCUCCGCCAAGGCCGAGGGCCACGUCAGCACGCACACCUGUCAGCUCAUCCAGUGCUUUGCCUGUCCCUCCUGCUUCUUGCUCUUCAGCAUCAGAGACCAGUGCCUGCAGCACAUGUCAGCCAAGAAUCACUUCAGCCAGGCACUCAAAAUGACCGACAUGAAGACAUUAGCCAAUCCCAUCCCUAUUCCACGCUAUGCAAAGAACCGCCUAAUUGCACUGUGCAGAGAUGUGCCAUUCUGCGUCAGGUGCACAGCCUGCAGGAAAGUGCUCAGUUCACAUAUGGAGGCCCGGGCACACUUCAAUGUGCACUGCAGACAGGGUGGGGCCAUAGCUGAGGCAGAUCAAACGGUGGCUCAGGUCAUGAGUCAGCUGCGAGCACUUGGCCACUGCUCCCAGUGCACCCGACUCUUCUUCCAGGAUGGUCAGGUGGAGAGGCACAAACAAAAGACCCAACACGAGGUGGAGCUCUUCACCACCAUGGAGCAGUCUGUUCUGCACUACUGUAACUACUACGAUACCUUAAACACGCAGCAGAAGGUGGCAAAGGUGGGGUCCAAGCGUCCAAGCCCGCAAACCCCCUCCCAGAAGAGAGACACAGAGAAAGAUGGUUUUGUGGGAUCCCCGGCAAAGAAGCAGAGACACCAGACGGAGAGGGUUGCCUGGGUCUGUGAGUGCGGCCUUCAGUUUCCUGAGGAGGCCACCGCCCACAAGCAUCUCCUGGCAGCCAAUCAGAUCUUCCACAAGUGUGGGGUGUGUGGGAAGGAGAUGGGAGAGGCCUCCAUCGCCCGGCUGCAUAUGAGUCGAUUCCACGGCGGGGCGCACCUCUCAAACUUCCUCUUCCGAUGCCGACGUUGCCAGGUGGACAUGCCCCGGCAGGAGGAUAUCCUGUCACAUGUGGGCGACGCCCACCAUGGCCACACAUUCUACCGUGAGCAGGAAGUGACAGAGGAAGAGCACAGAUCAGCCUCCACCAGUACAUCGCACGUAAAGCACUCGGCUAAGGCAAAAGCAAGUCAGUCUGCCCCCGCUGCCCAGACGUCCCGCGCCAAACGGGCUGAGAGGUGGCUCUGCAGGAUGUGUGAGGACCUCUUUGACUCCGAAGCGGCCGUGCAGGAGCACUGCGGGGACGUGGGCAGCCACAGCUUCCAGAGGUUCCUCUGCGGCCAGUGCGGGCAGAAGUUCUUCAAGGAGGCCACCCUGCGCAGGCACUGCGAGAGGGAGCACGGGGGCCGGGCCGAGCUCCGCUACUUCUGCGGCCUCUGCGACAGCAUGCAGCAGGACACGGAGGAAGAGUUCCUGCUGCACUACCAGAGCCUCCACAGCAGGGACUACUACCGCAUGGAGGAGGAGGAUCAGGAGUCUCAAGGGGACACGCCGGGCCCAUCAGUUAAGGACCCAUGUCCCUGUAUGGCAACCGAGAAGGACAAGGCCCAGAGGAAGACGGUUUUCACUCAGUGCAUGAAGCGGCUGGCCAGCUCAGGACAGUGUAGCUACGUGUGCUCUCCGUGCAACCUGCGGACUCCAUACUACAUACAGAUGAAAGCCCACAUGCAGCAUGAGCACACGUCUGUUGAUAAAAGUUUUGAGGUGACGUGUGGAUCCUGUCCAAUGAGCUGUUCUGAUGUGCCUAGCUUCCACACCCACUACCAUUCCCAGCACUGCCCUCUGGAGCCCUGUGUGCACCUGAGGGGAAAGGGAGCGGAAGUGAAGGAUACAGCUUCUAUUCUGAAGGUGCUGAAGGCAGAGGAGAUCUCUCCGGAAACUAAUGCGGUGGAAUAUGAGGAGGUGAAACGUAUUACGUUGAGUUCAGAGGAGACCCAGAGGAAUACGGAGGGAGACAAAGAUGAAUAUGAUGAUGAUUUGAAACGCGCCUUGGCUUUGAGUGUGGAGGAGACAAGGAAGCAGACCGAGUUAGACAGAGGUAUGUCACGUUUGAUUUCCAUUUCUUUUAGGUAAUAUUUUUAGUGGGAAACAGGAAAUCCUUAGAUCUUUAAGUUUGGCAGU